CGCGACUGGCUAAUUUGCACAUCUCUCGUCAACGCGUCUUCAACGAAAACUCCAGAGGCCGUUAAACUGUUCAAAGUUGAAAUACCCGCAUCUUAUUUGUAAAAGAUUUGAGACCUGUUUCUGAAGAAGAAGGAUAAAAUGGCUGAUGAUAAUGGACCUCCUCCCAGCUUGCAAAAAGUACGAGCAGCCUGUAAAAAGAGAGGAGCAACUGGUGCCAAAGGAUUAGGAAGAGCUUUCCGAAUCUACGAUGAUGACCACAGUCUUACUCUGAGUCUUGAUGAGUUCAGUACAGGUCUUCAAGACUAUGGGGUCAACUUAUCUGAUGAGGAGUCCAAAGAGUUGUUUGAGUACUUUGACAGGGAUGGUAAAGGCGAGAUAGACAUAGAUGAAUUCAUGGUUGCAUUCAGGAAACCUUUGACAGGUACGAGAUUGAAGGUGGUGGAACAGGCAUUUGCAAAAGCUGACAAGACUGGUGAUGGUGUACUGACAAGUGAAGAUUUGAGGAAAGUUUAUAAUGCUAGAGAACAUAAGAAGUACCAAAAUGGAGAAAUGACAGAAAAAGAGGUGUUUGAGGAGUUUUUAAGGAACUUUGAACCAAAUGAUGAAAAGGAUGGAAAGGUUACACUGAAAGAAUUCAAAGAGUACUACUCAUGUCUUGGAGCAAACAUUGAGAGUGAUGCCUACUUUGAUUUGAUGAUCAGAAAUGCAUGGAAAUUAUAGUCCUGUUUAUCAGUGCAUGCUUUGUAUGGUUUCUCUUAGUUUCAUUUAACUACUCUAAAUUAUGCAAGAACCUUUAGCAGAUGGCUCUAGAUAAAAGAUCAGUAUCUAUAAGCAUCUAAAAAUGAUCGACAAAUUACAAAUCAAUAUGGAAACAGAUGUGCGUUUCUAUCAGGUGUUUUCAGUGGUUACUAAUAGGCUGUGACUUACUGCAGUUUGCUUAGUGUGCCUGCAAGUUUAUAUCUUUUGUUUGACCAAUUAGAUGCUCAAGGGAAACAUUUAACAUUGUAGUCAGAUUUUGUCAUUUUACUCUACGUUUUUCCUUUAAGACUAUUAAAACCAGUUUUGAACAAUCUGCCACUUGAAAGUAAAGUGCUAGUUUCUUGUGACAUUUAUGGCAUUUUAUAGUUUUAUUUGUAAUGUAAUAUGCAUUAAAGGUUAUCAUAACACAAAAUAGUUUAUUGUCAGUGUCAAAUGAAAUCUGGAGUAUUCCUUCAUUAAAGUUAAAGUAUUUCCUUGAUAAUUAUUUCAUAUUGAUGUGAUAUAAGUAAUAACUUGUUAAAACAUACCUAAUAUUUUCAAGAGUGAGACCUUGAGUGCUUUUAGUGGGUAUUGAAAUAUUGUUUUAGUCAGAUAAUUAUUGUUCAGUCAGUUAUUGUAGCAAUUUCUGGGUGAAAUAGAACUAUGUUUCUUGCUCUAUUUUACCCUCUGCAGAAAAAUACAGUUGCUUUAUUUUAUUAUUUGACUUGCAUCUUGUGAAACUGCGGUGAUCAACAACAGUCCUUUCACAGACUAUAUUUCCCUAAUUAAACAAAAGAGGAUAAACUACUUGUAGGACUAAUACUUGGUCUGUUUCUACUGGUUGCUAAGUUCUGAAUGCAAGUUCAACAAUGUACAAGAACACUUUUAUUAUUUUAGAAAGCGUAACAAAAUGUGAUGCUGCAUUCUAACCAUUGAAGAGAACUUUUGGAGACUAGUCCAGGAAGACAUUUGAUUAAGGGUUUUUUGCUCACUGUUGUCAUUUUAAACUUGUAUGAAAUAAAUUUCUUUAACGUGUAAA
This is a messenger RNA of Orbicella faveolata, 1777 nucleotides long. RefSeq names its product calcyphosin-like protein. Gene Ontology annotation, molecular function: calcium ion binding. Lineage: Eukaryota; Metazoa; Cnidaria; Anthozoa; Scleractinia; Merulinidae. The record is from RefSeq and is a predicted model, not a curated record.